Messenger RNA from Scomber scombrus (Atlantic mackerel), 1497 nucleotides. RefSeq names its product Rac family small GTPase 3b (gene rac3b). Gene Ontology annotation, cellular component: cytoskeleton; cell projection; plasma membrane. Gene Ontology annotation, biological process: establishment or maintenance of cell polarity; motor neuron axon guidance; actin filament organization. Bases 101 to 679 code for a protein of 192 amino acids. The transcript is spliced from 6 exons. Lineage: Eukaryota; Metazoa; Chordata; Actinopteri; Scombriformes; Scombridae. The record is from RefSeq and is a predicted model, not a curated record. Gene Ontology annotation, molecular function: GTPase activity; protein kinase binding; GTP binding.
GCGGACUGGCCCGCUGCUCUCAUCCGAGACCUCAGCACACACUGUCGGAUCUAUUCAAGCACCAGCGUCGGCUCCCUGAAAGCCUCCAGCGGCUGUCGUAAUGCAAGCGAUCAAAUGUGUGGUGGUGGGCGACGGGGCUGUGGGUAAGACCUGUCUGCUGAUUAGCUACACCACCAAUGCCUUCCCUGGUGAAUACAUCCCCACUGUCUUUGACAACUACUCCGCCAAUGUGAUGGUGGAUGGGAAACCAGUGAAUCUGGGCCUUUGGGAUACAGCAGGACAGGAGGACUACGAUAGGCUCAGACCACUGUCUUACCCACAGACGGAUGUGUUCUUGAUAUGCUUCUCCCUGGUCAGUCCGGCCUCCUUUGAGAACGUCCGAGCUAAGUGGUACCCUGAGGUGAGACACCAUUGCCCCAACACACCCAUCAUCCUGGUGGGCACCAAACUGGAUCUGCGAGAUGACAAGGACACCAUCGAGAGGCUGCGGGACAAGAAGCUCUCCCCCAUCACCUACCCGCAGGGCCUGGCCAUGGCAAGAGAGAUUGGUGCUGUGAAGUACCUGGAGUGUUCCGCGUUGACCCAGCGAGGCCUGAAGACGGUGUUCGACGAGGCCAUCCGAGCCGUGCUCUGCCCUCCGCCAGUGAAGAAGAGGGGGAAGAGGUGCACCAUGUUCUGAGGAGGAAACACUGCUGAAACACUACACUACAUCACCAUGAACAACAACCACUACUUCUCUGAGAGGAUGAGAGAAAAACUAGCGAGAGUGAGUGUGCACUGCUGAGAUUGCUUUCUUUAUAUUGAUGUUUUUUCAAAGCGAUAUUGGUAACAAGACCAAUAUUUAAUCUGAUUUUUUUACCAUUACUAAAUAGGAUCAUAGGUUCUCUGUGAAAGACAUUUACUGUCCACCUACUUUGUACUCAUAGAAACAUGUCAAGUUGCCAAGAGGGCUGAAAAAAGGUUUCUAUUACUCGUCAACAUCCCUUCUUUCUCAGCCAUGCUUGCUUGAAUUAAUGCAGUGUUGACUAGCUAGAAAGUGAACUGUGAAUAUGCCUUUCAGGUCUGAAGUUACCCUCAGCUUCUGAUUUAAGAUCAGCAUGGUGAAACAAAACGUCACACUGACAUCUGUCCACAGUGACAGUGAAACCACUACUGUCUGAACAAGUAAAUAAUGUGGCCCUUCUGUUAGAAAAGAGAGCAAUAUGUUGUAAAUUCUGUUUUAUUAGAGCUGGGUAUUUCCUAUUAGUAAUAAUAACAUUGUAUUCACUACAUUCAUUGCUGGGAUCUGGAAAUGUGGCGAAACAUUUUAACAACAAAGUCUGACAGGGAAACAAACAGGAGCAGUGUUAGAAGUCUGUGCUUAUUUAAUUCACUGAUUCAUAUGUACUGGAAUAUAAUGGAAAAGCCACCUCUGGCUCUGAGUUAACACCUGUUAAUAUUACCUGUAAUAUAUGUGUUGAUAUUAUGCCUCUUCUUCAAUACACUUGUAACAACUCU